This is a messenger RNA of Parnassius apollo (apollo), 1668 nucleotides long. NCBI's taxonomy places the organism in Eukaryota, Metazoa, Arthropoda, Insecta, Lepidoptera, Papilionidae. The record is from the annotation of a GenBank genome assembly.
AUGGAGGCAGGCUUUAGUGAAACUUAUGAAUGCCGGGAAAUUUCUGAAGGAACGCCUAAAAGAAGUUUAAGAAAUCGAAGUAAACCAAAAAAAUAUGGUGAUUUUUUAGACUUGUCACCAGUAAAAAGAAGAAGUAUAAUAGAGGAUGAAAGUUCUGAAGAUGAUGAAAUGAAAAGGUUGUGUCCAGAAAAACCUACAGCUUUGUUUUGCAGUGACGAUGUGGAUGGCCAAGAUAUUUUUAAAUUUAAAUCACGUCAUACAAAAAAUGACUUACAAAAUAUAGUGAAGACUGUUGUAAGCAAUUCACCUAUUGUGACAAACACUCCAAUGAAAACUCCUAAAAAAGUUAAAGCUUUUGCUCACUUACAAAACAUGUCUGAAGCUACACCUAGACAAGUUACUGAUAUCAUAAAGAAAAGAAUUAUUCGUGAAGUCGAAAGUGACAGCGCAGAGAGUGAUUACUCGGAUGGAAGUAGUGAUGAUUUUGUACCUGAAAAGAGUGAUGACGAGUCUGAAUCACCUUCUGCAUCGGCGAGUUCUGAAGAGAAUGAAGAGGAUGGCAGUGGCGAAGAAAAUAAAAAAAAUUGUUUAAACAAAAAGAAAGGACAAUUUAUAAAGAACAGGGAUAAUAAGAUGAAACCAAAAGAUUCUGAAUACGUAGUCACUCCAGAUAAUUAUUUCAUGAUGCAUUCCAGUAAAAAGAUAACCACAUCCGAUCACACUCUCGCAAGAUUAAAGAACAUGAACCUGAAUGACGAAAAAGACGCAGAAACUUACGUCUCAGAUGAACACAAAAACAAAAUAGUCGAAUUGCUACAAUCUUAUGAACAAUUAUUUAACAGGUGGUUGUAUGUUUUGAGUGAAAACUUCAAUAUAAUCCUCUACGGUAUUGGCUCAAAGCGUUCAGUUUUAUACCAAUUUCAAGUACAAAAACUGAAGGAUUUACCCUGCAUUGUUGUAAAUGGUUUCUUUCCAAGUCUAACAGUCAAAAGUAUUUUGGAAGCAAUCGUCAUUGACCUUUUGGAGAAUACACGUGUGCCUUCAAACGUAGGCGAUACGGUGAAUUUAAUAGAUUCUCAACUAUCGGAGAAUGGAGUCGAUUUAUUUCUUAUAAUACACAAUAUUGACGGUGCAAUGUUACGGAACGUUAAAGCCCAGUCGGUUUUGGCAAGCUUAUCUCGACUGAAAAAUGUCCAUACUAUUGCGACUAUCGAUCACAUUAACGCGCCACUUUUAUGGGACCAUUCAAAACUGAGCAAAUUUAAUUUCACAUGGUGGGAUGUGACCACCUUCUUGCCAUACAUAGAGGAGACUUCGUUUGAGAAUUCACUGAUGACACACCGAAGUGGCGCGCUGCAGUUGUCCUCAUUGAAGAGCGUGUAUCAAUCCCUCACCAGCAACGCUAAAGGAAUAUUCAACAUAAUCAUAGAGUACCAGUUAGCGAACCAUAAACAAACACAUUAUCAAGGUAUAUCCCUCAAGGAAUUAUAUUCAAAAUCACGAGAACAAUUUUUGGUGAGCUCCGACUUGGCUUUGCGAGCUCAACUUACAGAAUUCUUAGACCACAAACUAGUGAAAAUAAAAAGAACUUUUGAUGGAAGUGAAAACUUAGUGAUACCAAUUGAAAGUGUUUUGCUACAACAAUUUUUAGAACAGCAAAAUAAUUAG